AUGUUCACCUUCGUGGUUCGCGACGAGAACAGCAGCGUCUACGCCGAGGUGUCCCGGCUGCUGGUCGCCUCCGGCCACUGGAAGAGGCUGCGGCGGGACAACCCCAGGUUCAACCUGAUGCUGGGCGAGCGGAACCGGCUGCCCUUCGGGAGACUGGGUCAUGAGCCUGGGCUGGUGCAGCUGGUGAACUACUACAGGGGGGCGGACAAACUGUGUCGCAAAGCUUCUCUAGUGAAGCUAAUCAAGACAAGCCCAGAACUGGCCGAGUCCUGCUCAUGGUUCCCCGAGUCCUAUGUGAUCUACCCCACUAACCUCAAGACCCCAGCUGCUCCCGCGCAGAAUGGAAUCCACCCGCCGAUGCCUAGCUCGAGGACGGACGAAAGGGAAUUCUUCCUGGCUUCUUAUAACAAAAAGAAGGAGGAUGGAGAGGGCAAUGUUUGGAUUGCAAAGUCAUCUUCCGGUGCCAAAGGUGAAGGCAUCCUCAUCUCCUCGGAUGCUGCAGAACUUCUGGAUUUCAUAGACAACCAGGGCCAGGUGCACGUGAUCCAGAAAUACCUCGAGCGCCCUCUGCUGCUGGAGCCCGGGCAUCGCAAGUUCGACAUUAGAAGCUGGGUCUUGGUGGAUCACCAAUAUAAUAUCUACCUCUAUCGGGAGGGCGUGCUGCGGACUGCAUCAGAACCGUAUCAUGUUGAUAAUUUUCAAGACAAAACCUGCCACUUGACCAAUCACUGCAUUCAAAAGGAAUAUUCAAAAAACUAUGGGAAGUAUGAAGAAGGGAAUGAAAUGUUCUUUGAGGAGUUCAAUCAGUACCUGACCAGUGCUUUGAACAUUACCCUGGAGAAUGCUAUCUUAGUCCAAAUCAAACAUAUUAUAAGGAGCUGCCUCCUGAGCGUGGAGCCCGCCAUCAGCACCCGGCACCUCCCUUACCAGAGCUUCCAGCUGUUUGGCUUCGACUUCAUGGUGGACGAGGAGCUGAAGGUCUGGCUCAUCGAGGUCAACGGCGCCCCCGCUUGUGCUCAGAAGCUCUACGCGGAACUGUGCCAGGGCAUCGUGGACAUAGCCAUAUCCAGCGUCUUCCCGCCCCCCGACGCCGAGCAGCAGCAGAGCCAGCCAGCCGCGUUCAUCAGGCUGUGA
Pipistrellus nathusii (Nathusius's pipistrelle) is the source of this 1134-nucleotide messenger RNA. NCBI's taxonomy places the organism in Eukaryota, Metazoa, Chordata, Mammalia, Chiroptera, Vespertilionidae. The record is from the annotation of a GenBank genome assembly.